AUGGAUACAGAUAUGCCACCGUUAGCUGAGAACGAUCAUCAUCUGGAAUGGGUUCCACAAAUUUAUUGUGCGUCAAACGAUAAGAUUUUCAUGGAAGAUUUACUUCAAUCUGAUUAUACAUUUGCAAAUGAUUUUGAUUAUAAACAUUGUACUCAAGUUUUGUCAACACUUGCUAAAAUGCAUGCAUAUGGAUUCAAAGCAAAGACUCAUUAUUACCAAGAAUUAUAUAACGAAUUAAAAUUCUAUGGUCUCGAAUUACAAACAAUAUUCGAUAAAUACACCUUUCAUUAUUUAUGUAAGGAAUAUUCGUUAUACAGUAAAAUAAUUGCAUUACCUUUUCAAAUUAUAUCAAACUUUGAACAUUUCUCUGAAGAUUAUUUAUCGGAAUAUAUAAAAUCAAAUUCGAAACAUUUUAAUCAAAUAAUUGAAGAAAUUAAUGAAAAUUUAAAAGAAGAUAAAAUUACAAGGGAAAUUUCCUAUAAAUUAAUUUACGAAACGCUUCAACACAAUGAGUACAAAUUAAUUAAUUUUAAUUUGAAUGAAAUACCAAAUAUUAAAGGAUACUUAGGACAACAAAAACUACUAACUAUAAAAAUCCAACUAGAAAAUCAGUUGAAAACUCUUAGCUAUUUCGUAAAAUUAUUACCCGAAGAAAAAGGACAACAUGAUGUAUUAUUAAAAAUGAAUGGUUUUGAGCGUGAAGUAAUUGUGUUUCUUGAAAUAUUUAAAUUAAUGCAAGAAUCUGGUAUUCAAAUUCAUGAAGUUGUACCAAAAUGUUAUCUUGGGUUAAUAAACGAUUGUUUAAUAUUUGAAUAUCUGGAAAAUUAUAAAUCCUGUAAUAAGUUUCAAAUGUACGAUUUUGAUCAUGUAAAUUUAAUGUUUAAAAGUUUGGCAAAACUCCAUGCUUUCAGUGUUAUAGUUGAAGAAAAAUUGAACAUUUGCUUGGGUGAUAAAUUUAGUACAAUAUUCAAAGAGUUUAUGUAUAAUGAAGAUGGUAUCAAUGCUGGUUUCAAAGGUGUCCAAUUCAUGAAUAAUUGUCUGAAGUAUUUAGAUGUUGAAUUUUUAAUAAAGAAAUUAAAUAUAAUGAAGCAAAAAUUCCCAGAUUAUGUGAAACGUUCCAAAACGUAUCGAAAUGUUUUAAGUCAUGGGGAUUUAUGGUUGAAUAAUGCCAUGUUCUCAUACGAUGUCAAUGGUAAACCAAUACAUUGUUAUAUAAUCGAUUUUCAAUAUUGUCGCUAUUUACCACAAGCACAUGAUGUAAUGUGCUCAUUACAUUUAACAACCUCCAAUGAUCUCCGUAAACAGUAUCAAGAACAAUUAUUAUUAAAUUAUUACAAAUAUUUUAAAGAUGAAUUGCUGAAGUAUGAUAUCGAUUGUGAAAAAAUCAUAUGUGUUAAUGAUUUUCUACAAAGUUGUCAGGAACUUGAACCAUUUGCAAUGUUUCAGAAAACAUUUUAUUUCCAAUUUUCUAUGAUGUGUUCUGAAUAUGAAGAUAAUUAUCGAUCAAACCUUCAAUUACAAGAACAAUUUUUAAAUGGUGAUCGUUAUCAUGUUAUACAUGAAAAUUGGAAAAUGUCUGAAAUGUAUCGAAAAUAUAUGGCUGAGUGUCACGUACCCGUUUUAGAAUAUUGUAAGCAAUUAUGAAAGCAUGAACUUAAUUGAAUAAUUGUUUUUACACUUUACAGACAUUUUUACGUUGACGAUUAAUUGAUUAUAAAUAAAUUAAUGAAAGAUAAAUUUUAAAUCGAAAUU
Messenger RNA from Chrysoperla carnea, 1752 nucleotides. RefSeq lists its product as uncharacterized. Lineage: Eukaryota; Metazoa; Arthropoda; Insecta; Neuroptera; Chrysopidae. The transcript has 3 exons. The coding region runs from base 1 to 1644 and encodes 547 amino acids. The record is from RefSeq and is a predicted model, not a curated record.